AUGAAUAUAUCCGAACUUUAUCAACUUAGUCUUCAAACAACAGGUGUUCAACAAGCCACAGCGACAUUACUUGAAAUAUAUAAAGACCCUGCAAAUUUCUCAGCAAUUCUUGAAACUUUAAUGAAUGACCAAAACCAAAUUACGCGCCGCCAAGCAGCAAUUGGUCUGAGAACAAUGCUAUCUAUGCAUUGGGAAGAUUUAGUUGCUUCAGGGCAAGCUGAUGCGCUGAAAUCACAAAUUUUGACAGCUCUAGUUAAUGAACCAAUACAAAAGAACAGACACGCUAUCAUUGAUGCAUUUGAUCCAAUUUUACGAGAUUCAAAACUUGAAUGGCCAGAAUUAAGAAAUUUUGCAGAUUCACUGUUAUCCUCCGAUGAUAUUGAUCAGCAAGAGGUUGCACUUACAAUAUACGGUGUAUUAGCCCAAAAUAUGGACAUUAGCGAGCUCUCUACCCAUCUUUCAACCCUUACAGAUUUAAUUUUAAAUGCAUUACGUUCAGGAAACGAAGAUCUUACAAUAGCAGCUGCACAUCUUACUCAGAAGCUCACUCUCGUAUUCGAAGCGCCUGCUCCAAGCGAAGUUCAAGUCUGUAUCGCCUCAAUUUUACAACUUUUCAAAUUUUACCUUAUAAACGAGUCCCCUAUAACAUACAAGCUUGCCAAUGAAAUUGGUGAGUGUGCUUCUCAAAAUAGCUGCAUAGAAGCUAAUUCUUUCUUAACAAAUUUACUUGAAUUGGCAAACGACGAAGAAAUUCCUGAAGGACAGAUCUAUAUCAUAUUUACUCCUAUAAGUGCAACAAUCUACAACAAGUUUGAUGACAUUGGAGAAGAUUUAAUUCCAAUAAUAAUUCAAUCUAUGUUAACAAACGUUGCAAGAUGCUUUAUUGAGACAGAAAGUGCUGAAGCACAAAGUGAUGCAUAUUAUAUAUGCGAUACACUAUCGGAUCUCAUUAAAAAAUCUUCAGAUUCGACUUCACUUUUUGAAAACGUCAUUUCUGAGGUAAAUGAAAGCUCUUACGGUAACAUUUUCGCAGGGGCAUAUUUAAUACAGAUAUUUAUUGAAAUGGCGCCUGAAGUUUGCGGUCAUCAUAUUAAUUUUAUCAUGGAAUUCCUUACAAAACAGAUUGACACAGAAAAUGGAUGUCCUGCUGUCAUGGCCGUGGUAUUCCAAGCAUUACAAGUCUUCAUAAGAGUUUUUAAUGCUGGAUUAUCAGAUUAUUCUUCAAUUUUACUUAAUGGAAGCCUUUUGGCCGCCCAAUUAGAUGACGAAACAGUUGAAUAUAGUGCAUUGAACAUGUUACAAGAGCUUUUGACCACAAUUGACGUAAAUGUUCCGAAUAUUCCAGAAUUCUUAGAUACUCUUGUUUCAAUUGCAGGUGCAAGAACAGGAGGAGUUAGAGAACGAGCUCUUUUUGCUGUCCAUGCUUUCAUUUUCGCUGCAGGAGAAACAAUUCGAGAUUUGGCCCCAAAUUUGUAUCAAGUUUUUCUUGAUGCAAUGCAAGAAGCUGUUACAUCUGAAGACUACAAGCUCAUUGGUACCUCUCUCCGUGGCUUAGCAACACUUCACAAAGCAUGUCCUGAAGAAAUGUCUUCAUUCGCUCAGCAAACAUUACAGACCCUCACGGAAUCGUUACAGAGCAAUGAAAUAUACGUAAUUACAGCCGCACAAACCGCUGCAGUCAUUUUAUCUGAUAUUCCUAUGGAAGGAUCUCUUCAAUUCCUUACACAGGCUGUUGAAUCGGCCUUUAACUUGCUUCAGACGCCUCUUCCCUCUAACGAUAACGAGGACGAAGCAGAAAUUGAUAAUGAAUUUGAGAUGAUGAGCGAAGAAAUGAGAGAAAUGAUUGAACUGAAGGCUUGCUGCUUAGAUUUAAUCAUUGCAAUAUUGAAGAACCAUCCAGAAAUAAUACAACCAGCUGCCGAACAAUUAAUUGAACAUUUAAUUGGACUUGCCAACAAUAUUAUCGAUGAAGACUUAUCAUCUUUGUCUAUUGAAUGCAUCUCAAUCAUGACAAACAAAUUCAACUUAGACAAAAAUGAAAUUUUGGCUCAAAUUUCUGAUAUCUUUUCUUCUCCUUAUUCUUCAACAGUUUCCAAGAUAUUUGAGAUGGCAGCAUCAUUUAUUAAGUCAAACAGCGAUUUCGGCAACGCACAACUCGAAAUGUUGCUUGAAGAAGCAAAUUCUGCGAUUGAUUUAGAGUUGCCAUCGACAGAAGAAGCCAGAGAUGAAACAGUUGAGGCCAUUGAUAGCGCAGUUAAGUUCCUUUGCAAGAUUGCUAAGUAUAAACCCGAAUUAUUCCAAAAAGAUAAAUUUAUUGUCAAUGCAAGGAAAUUAAUGAAGAAGAAAGGCGGAAAUGAAAUAAUAUUAAUAAGUUAUGCCACAAUUCUUGGAAAAUUCUUCUUAAUUCAUGCAGAAAAUUUGCAAUCAAUAGAAAGGAAGACAAUUCUACAGAUCCUUACGAAUUCAUGCAGUUUAUGCGAUGGAUUCAUUAAUCCAAGACCUUUGAAGAUGUUUGCAAAAGUUUUGGACAAAUAUAAGGAAAAUAUUUUUCAACCAGCUUUGGCAUUUAUUGAAGAUUUCAUUGAUUUUCCAACAGAUUGUGUUGGAAGACCAUAUCACAAAGAAACAAUUGCUUACAUUGCAACGAUUUCUUUGUUAUUAGCUAAUUACAGCGAUUUCGACAUCUCCGAUUACAUUUCCGCUGUUGUUUAUGCACUGCCCGUAACAAUUCCUCAUAUAUCUAACAUAUAUUAUGCAGGAUUGGAGCAGUUUUACAAACAAGCAUCGAAAAUGCUCGACGAAGAUACGGCCACGAGGAUUUUCUCCGGCUUAUUUAAGCUGUUUACAUUGAGCGCGUCCGAGUUUAAUGAGGUUAAACUAACAAUUGAAGCUGCGAAAUCUGCUGCCUUCGUUGCUUCAUCAUUACUCAAUGCAAUGGGUGGAGAAAUCAACGAAAAUACAAAUCAGGCAAUGAUUGAAAGAUUCCAAAAGAGAUUAUCUCGUUACGCUUAG
Trichomonas vaginalis G3 is the source of this 3012-nucleotide messenger RNA. RefSeq names its product importin beta family. The record is from RefSeq and is a predicted model, not a curated record. Gene Ontology annotation, cellular component: small-subunit processome; 90S preribosome; t-UTP complex. NCBI's taxonomy places the organism in Eukaryota, Parabasalia, Trichomonadida, Trichomonadidae. The transcript has a single exon. The coding region runs from base 1 to 3012 and encodes 1003 amino acids. Gene Ontology annotation, molecular function: snoRNA binding; small GTPase binding. Gene Ontology annotation, biological process: intracellular protein transport; positive regulation of transcription by RNA polymerase I; maturation of SSU-rRNA from tricistronic rRNA transcript (SSU-rRNA, 5.8S rRNA, LSU-rRNA).